GUGUUCUCUUCAUGAGCAUCUUUCGUACGCUUUCAUCACAUUGCUUCAGAUGUUGACGGCAACCAGGGGUAGGCUCAGAUCGAGCGGGUUGAACGACACUCCCGUCCUACUACUCCUACCAUCUAUAAACAGCAUCCGGUUAUAUUAUGCUAGAUGUGUUGGUGCAGCAGCUCGAACAUUGGCAGGUGAAGAUCCUUCUCGAAGGACAGACCAAGUGUCAAUCGCUUUACAUAUCUACUGCAAAGCUUUGCGGUCACGGCAGCUUCGGAAAAACCGAGAUAUACUGCCAAGUCAAGCAAGGCUCCACUGGUCGGCCGUCUUCGACCCUAUAGAUAUCGACUGGAUGAUCCGGUUGGCGCCUAGCCCAUUGAGGCUUAUUCGGACAUGCUCAUACGGUUCACGCCCUGAGGCUAAUUUCGUCGACGACAUCGUCGAAAUUGCUCCUGUUAAUUUAACCUCAAUAAUGGAAGUCUACCUAGUGUGCCGUACUUGUCGGGACACACUAUGUAUGAUUGUGACUAUCCUCUGUGGUGGAGCCUUCAUAGAGUUGCAGGAACAUCUGCGAAUUUCCGACUCUUUCGGGAAUUCCACGAAUCUGAAUGCCGGUCAAGCAUUGUUUUCUUGCUAAAUCCGGUGCUUUCUAUCACUCUCCCAUCUGAUUUGCUUCGGAUGCGGCAGAAAUGAUCAUCCAUCCGCAGAGUCACAAGCAUAGCGGGCUGUAAUAUCGUGCUAUGGACGAUUGCCAGAAUGUUCACUUAUGUCACUCUGGUAACUGCCUUAAAACUUAGAAAAACGCUGGGUGGUCACAUUCUACCCAUACGAUGGGUCGGGCUGUUUGCCUUUUUAAAACAUCGAUAUCGAGGAGCUCAUUGCACCUGAUCUAUACCACGCAUCAGCCCCUGUCCUGAAAACGAGCAGAAGUCCCGCGUCAGAUUCUGCAG
This is a messenger RNA of Aspergillus costaricaensis CBS 115574, 941 nucleotides long. RefSeq lists its product as uncharacterized. The record is from RefSeq and is a predicted model, not a curated record. The transcript has a single exon. Bases 50 to 628 code for a protein of 192 amino acids. NCBI's taxonomy places the organism in Eukaryota, Fungi, Ascomycota, Eurotiomycetes, Eurotiales, Aspergillaceae.